Messenger RNA from Sorex fumeus (smoky shrew), 3311 nucleotides. It is a transcript of the gene GDPD5, whose product is annotated as glycerophosphodiester phosphodiesterase domain containing 5. The transcript is spliced from 18 exons. Gene Ontology annotation, cellular component: plasma membrane. The record is from RefSeq and is a predicted model, not a curated record. NCBI's taxonomy places the organism in Eukaryota, Metazoa, Chordata, Mammalia, Eulipotyphla, Soricidae. Gene Ontology annotation, biological process: lipid metabolic process; positive regulation of neuron differentiation. Bases 785 to 2614 code for a protein of 609 amino acids. Gene Ontology annotation, molecular function: glycerophosphodiester phosphodiesterase activity.
GGGCGGCGCUCGCCGGGGCUCGGGCGCGGGGCGGCGCUCGCUGCGCGGCUCGGCUCGGCUCGGGCUGCGGCUCCGGUGGGGGCAGCGGCGGGGAUGACAGCGGCCGCGGCGCGCGGCUGAGCGAUCGCACGGCGAGCCGGGGCCGGAGGAGGAAGUGAGCGGCGGCUGGGCUCCACUUUCCACUCGGAACCGGGAGGGACUCCCGGCGCCGGGCGCCGCGCCGGGACCCCCGUCGGCCCUGCCCUGGUGCACCUGAGCGGAACGCUCUGGCCCCACCAUACGGCUCGUCCCGGGCGCGCUCGGCCCCGGCCGUGCUGGAGUGAGCGCCCCCCGCCCCCCGGCCCCGACUGAGCGUGGAGGAGACCCGACUGCCCCCAGCCCCGGCUCCCGAGCUCUGAGCCGGCAGCUGCUCCCGGCCCGGUGCUUGGGACUUGGGACCGUGCACACGCCCGACCAGCGCCGGCCCGAGUCCAGCCGCCCUGGGAGGGACCUCCAGGUGGGCAGGACCGUCGGACUGAAUCGGACCGGGCUGGUGCUGGUAGCCGAAGCGGCCACCUUCCUGCUGCCCCAGGCGAGGGAGUCCGCGCUGACCCCCGACGGAAGACGGGCGGCCGUUCCCCAGGCCAGCGAGCACCCAGAGCCGCAGAUCUCCCAGGGAAGUGACAUCACCAGCUCCGUGGACAGGACAUCCCCAGGACCCCAGCUCAGAGCCACUGGAAUCUUCCAGGACCCGCCAGGGGCCUCCAUGGGCGCCUGAGGGCCGGGCCGGGGCGUUGGCACGAGCAUGGUGAGACACCAGCCCCUGCAGUACUACGAGCCGCAGCUGUGUCUCUCCUGCCUCACGGGCAUCUACGGCUGCCGCUGGAAACGCUACCAGCGCUCGCACGAUGACACCACCGCGUGGGAGCGCCUCUGGUUCCUGCUUCUCACCCUCACCUUCGGCCUCACGCUCACCUGGCUCUACUUCUGGUGGGAAGUCCGCAACGACUACGAUGAAUUCAACUGGUACCUCUACAUCCGCAAGGGCUACUGGAGCGACUGGUCCGUGCCCAUCCUUCUCACCACGGCCACCGCUUUCACGUACAUCGCGGGCCUCCUGGUCCUGGCGCUCUGUCACAUCGCAGUGGGGCAGCAGAUGAACCUGCACUGGCUGCACAAGAUCGGGCUGGUGGUCAUCCUGGUGGCCACGGUGGUGGCCAUGUCGGCCGUGGCCCAGCUGUGGGAGGAUGAGUGGGAGGUGCUGCUCAUCUCCCUGCAGGGCACGGCGCCUUUCCUGCACAUGGGGGCCCUGGUGGCGGUCACAGCACUCUCCUGGAUUGUGGCUGGACAGUUCGCCCGCACCGAGCGAUCCUCCUCCCAGGUGGCCAUUCUGUGCAUCUUCUUCGCCGUGGCGUUCGCCCUCUACCUGGUCCCGCUCACCAUCUCCUCCCCCUGCAUCAUGGAGAAGAAGGACCUGGGCCCCAAGCCCUCGCUCAUCGGCCACCGCGGGGCCCCUAUGCUCGCCCCUGAGCACACACUGAUGUCCUUCCGGAAGGCCCUGGAACAGAAACUGUACGGGCUCCAGGCUGACGUCACCAUCAGCCUGGACGGCGUGCCCUUCCUCAUGCACGACCCCACCCUGCGGCGAACCACCAACGUGGAGGAGGAGUUCCCGGAGCUGGCGCGCAGGCCAGCCUCCAUGUUCAACUGGACGGUCCUGCAGAGGCUCAACGCCGGGCAGUGGUUCCUCAAGACGGACCCCUUCUGGACGGCCAGCUCGCUGUCGCCCGCUGACCACAGGGAGGCUCGGAACCAGUCCAUCUGCAGCCUUGCGGAACUCCUGGAGCUGGCCAAGGGCAAUGCCACGCUGCUACUCAACCUGCGGGAACUGCCCAGGGAGCACCCCUACCGGGGCAGCUUCCUCAACAUCACCCUGGAGGCUUUGCUGCGCUCAGGUUUUCCGCAGCACCAGGUCAUGUGGCUGCCAAACACACAGAGGUCCUUUGUGCAGAAGGUGGCCCCCGGUUUCCAGCAGACUUCAGGCUCCAAGGAGGCGGCCGCCAACCUGAGGAAGGGCCACAUCCAGUGGUUGAACCUGCGCUAUACUCAGGUGUCCCGCCAGGAGCUCAGGGAUUAUGCCUCCUGGAACCUGAGUGUAAAUCUCUACACGGUCAACGCGCCAUGGCUCUUCUCCUUGCUCUGGUGCGCUGGGGUCCCGUCUGUCACCUCCGACAACUCCCACACACUGGCCCAGGUGCCUUCCCCCCUCUGGAUGCUGCCCCCGGACGAGUACUGUCUCAUGUGGGUCACCGCUGACCUUAUCUCCUUCACCCUCAUCAUUGGCAUCUUCGUGUUCCAGAACUAUCACUUGAUCAGGUGGCGCCUGGGGGGCAUCCGGAGCUACAACCCCGAGCAGAUCAUGCUGAGUGCAGCUGUGCGCCGGACCAGCCGGGACGUCAGCAUCAUGAAGGAGAAGCUCAUUUUCUCAGAGAUCAGCGAUGGCAUGGAGGUCUCCGAUGAGCUCUCCAUGGGCUCAGACAACAGUUACGACACGUAUGCCAGCAGCAGCACCGCCUCUGUGGAGCCCCGGAGGAGCGGCCGCGCCAAGCCCCUCACAGACCGGAGCGGGCCUUAGCUGAGGACCCACCUGCGCGUCUGUGCCAACGUGGAGCCCGGGCUGCGUGAGGACCGAGCACCCGGGAAGCUGCGGCAUCUCCUCACAACUCCAGCCCCCUAGGAACCGUGGCCUCUGCCGAUGGGGGCUUCCUUCUCCCUCUGGGGCCCAGAUGGGCCAGGACUCCAAUCCCUCAGGAGCCCCUGCAGGCCUGGGGCUCCUUCUGGGAAGUGCAGGGAGGGCCUGGGUCAGCUCCCUGGCAUCCUCAUCUGGGAGCUGUGACGGGUCACUGGGCCAUCCCAGGCCCCUAUUGCCAUGGAAGUGGCCCCUCUGUGCCCAUGUGUCUGUCUUCCUGUCCAUGCUGUGAGGCAGCAACUCCCCCAUUUUUAUCCUGCCUGAGGGCCUGGGCUGGGCCCCUGCCCCCGGCGCUGCUGCUCUUCACGCCAGUCUCAAAGCACAAGGAGCUGCGGCCCAGGAGGACGCUGGCUCCUGCCCCGGGAGUGGCCACAUCGCCUGGGAGUUCAGGGCCGCCCCCCGCCCCUGCCCAGAUCCAGCCCAGCUACAAGGGCCUGGAGUUCCGCGGACUGACAUGACCUCAGGUUCCACAGCCGUGUCCAUGGGUCAGGUGCCACCUGGGAAAGGUGUCCUGAGCGUGGACAAGGUGGCCUGUACUGGGGGAUCCCAAGGGCCUCGGCCAUGAUUAAAGCUGCCAUCUUGA